AUCGUUUUGAACGACAGGCAGCUUGACCUCUAGACUGCGGCCUCCACACCACCCACCCAUCACAAUGCCCCAGUAUAAGAUCUGCAGCCCAUCCUCAGCCUCCACCCGCCGCACAGACAACACAAACAUCUGCGUCAGCCUCCACUAAGGUGACAAUAUACUGUAGAUGACAAUGACGGACCUGGAGACUUCGAUGGCAACCAUCAUCACUGUGUUUCAGAAGUAUUCGGAAAGAGAGGGAGACAAACACAAACUGAAGAAGAGCGAGCUAAAGGACCUGCUUCAUGAUGAGCUGCCAGAUCUCAUGGCGCAUGUGAAAGAUCAAUCUGCUCUGGACAACCUGAUGGAGGGCCUGGACACGGAUGGCGACGCCGAGUGUGACUUCCAGGAGUUCAUGACAUUCAUCGCCAUGGUUACCGUCUGUUGCCAUGUUUUCUUCGAGCAUGAGGACGAGUAAAGAGGAAAUGGCUGUGGAUCGAGACAAAAGAGGGGAGCUACAGUAAAUUAUACAGAAGCAGAAGCCUAGCAACUCACAACCUGUUGAUCCCAUCACAGGGUGGGAAAACACAACCCAGGCAGCAGCCAACGCAUUACAGAGGGGGGUUGGCUGGUGACUGGCAAACACUCCAGUCUAGUACUUAGCUACCACCUUGUUUAUAGAACUUAUUGUUGUCUUCUGAAACAUAUAGAUGAUCUGGGAAAGCUUGGAGAAUCUCUGUAAAAUGGUUGCGAAGUUUGUUACAAACAAGCUCUUAUAAGUGAACCAGUAAAUUACAGCAGCAAAAUGUUGGCUUCCAUUAAUUUGAUUAUGAAGGCACCUGCUGGAGAAAAUGAGCAAUCACAUUUGGCUUUAGACAAUGUCCAAGUCCAAAAGGACAAAGAUUUGUGAGAUUGUGGACUUAUAUGACGAGUCAGAUAACAAGCACUAGUGGUUAUGUACAUGUAGAGGCUUUGGGCUUUAAAUACCCAGUGUAAAAAAGUGUCUAAUAAAUCAGUUUUGAAAUGUCAUGGAUGUUUUAAUCUACUAACUGAUGGUUUAGCAAGUUUGCCUUCUAAAAGAGACAUUUAAUUCAUUAAAAGGUCUUUCAUUUCCUUUUACUUAGAAAGGAAUUCCAGCUGUGUUCUAUAAACUGCAUAGAGGUGGAUAAUGUUACAUAUUGUCUGGCUGGUAGAUUUCAGAUGAUGUGGGUAAAUGUCUAUUGUUCAUCUGUGUGACAAUAAAAAAAAUUGACUAAAUGAGCAUUUCAAUUGUGUUGUGAUGUCACAUACAUGGCUUACUAUAAAAAUAAAGAUUUAAAGAAGA
Molecule: messenger RNA, 1303 nt
Organism: Betta splendens (Siamese fighting fish)
Lineage: Eukaryota; Metazoa; Chordata; Actinopteri; Anabantiformes; Osphronemidae
Gene: s100b
Product: S100 calcium binding protein, beta (neural)
Exons: 3
Coding region: 167-457 (96 amino acids)
Biological process (GO): positive regulation of cell population proliferation; positive regulation of canonical NF-kappaB signal transduction
Cellular component (GO): cytoplasm; nucleus
Molecular function (GO): S100 protein binding; RAGE receptor binding
Source: RefSeq, a predicted model, not a curated record